UGGUUGCUAAUGGCAACAGUGUCUUUUAUUUUUCUUCUGCUUCUGACUUUGUUUUCAAAUGUUAAAAAAACUGUUAUAAAAGAAUAGUUUUGAUAUAUAUUUUAUAAAUUUAAAUUUUUUUAUUAUUCAGAAUUGAUUUUAGUUGCAGCAGUUAUUCCUUGCAACGCAAUUUAAAAUGAGAGCCUUUAAUUCUAAGAUUUGAUGAGCAACUUUAUGUUUAUAUGGUUUAUUUCUAGAAACCUAGUCACUGUAGAUGUGCCUAGAUAUGCUUUUUCUUUUUAAUUUCGUAAUUUUAGUUCAUAAUUUUGUAAAAUGCAGCGAAAUAGCUCCCGCAUUUUAUGGCUUGGAGCGCCCUGUUCUCGAAUAUGAAUUACCACCAUUAUUGUAUACCUUUGACGAAUUGGAGCCUUAUAUUGACGAAACAACAGUUAAAAUGCACUAUUUUGAAUACCAUGGAGCUUAUAUUCAAGAAGUAAAUUCUAUUUUAAGAAGAUGGAGACGAAAUAACGUUAAAGGAAAACAUGCCUCAAGGCUUUCAAUCAUUGAGAUUUUGAGAAACAUGUCACAUGUACCUUUACAAUUCAGGGCUGAUCUGAAAACUUAUGCAAGUGGGCUUUUGAAUCAUAAUUUAUAUUGGGCUACCAUAUCACCGAAUCCUCAUGGAGAAAACAGAGUUCCUACUGGAAACAUAGCUCAUGAAAUUGAUACUAAAUUUGGAUCUUUUCUAGGAUUUAAAGGAAUAUUUACUGAUAUUGCUAUCAAUCAUUUUGGUUCAGGUUUUGUUUGGCUUUGCAAAAGUAAUAGCUCAGAUGAUUUAGUUAUUAUUAAUACCCAAAACGAAGAUUCACCAUUAAGUGCUGGCUUCUUACCGAUUCUAGGAAUAGAUAUUUGGGAACAUGCUUAUGUUCUGAAAUUGCACAACCAGAAACUAAAGUAUAUUGAAAACUGGUGGUUUUUAGUGGAUUGGCAUCAGGUAAAUAACCUUUCUGCCUGGUGGUCAGGAUUGAAACUACAUGAUGAAUUGUGAUACACAAACAUUCUCUUAAAUUUUUUUAUGUGCAAUAAAACCUGUGAAAGUUGACCAGUAGCCGUGAAUUAGAAGGAAUAGGAGAAAUAAUAUAGGAAUCUUAUAGGAGGAAUGAGUCAUUGUUUUUUACAUAUCAUGUUAUUCUUUUAUGUUAUUCAUAUUGUAUGCCAUUUACAUUAUUUUUGAAUGUUAUCAAUUAAAAUAAAAAAAUAGAUGUAAAUACAA
Molecule: messenger RNA, 1252 nt
Organism: Parasteatoda tepidariorum (common house spider)
Lineage: Eukaryota; Metazoa; Arthropoda; Arachnida; Araneae; Theridiidae
Source: RefSeq, a predicted model, not a curated record